This is a messenger RNA of Suhomyces tanzawaensis NRRL Y-17324, 1353 nucleotides long. RefSeq lists its product as uncharacterized. NCBI's taxonomy places the organism in Eukaryota, Fungi, Ascomycota, Pichiomycetes, Serinales, Debaryomycetaceae. Gene Ontology annotation, cellular component: actin cortical patch. The transcript has a single exon. Bases 1 to 1353 code for a protein of 450 amino acids. Gene Ontology annotation, molecular function: ubiquitin binding; phosphatidylinositol binding. Gene Ontology annotation, biological process: endocytosis; actin filament organization; actin cortical patch localization. The record is from RefSeq and is a predicted model, not a curated record.
AUGCCUAUCUUCAGAGACCAUCCACUCACAUCAGUGACAGUCAAGAUCAACCAGAUCGUGCUGUCGCACCGUGACGACAUCGACGACUCACCAGAGCUCUUCUUGAAGGACUUGCUCGAGUUGAUUCGGCUCCAAUCGCUGGGCCCUCCCGAGGCUGCCAGAGCCAUGCGCAAAAAGAUCAAGUACGGAGACUACAAGGAGCAGCUCCGAGCGUUACAGGUGUUGGAGUUGUUGAUCUCCAACCUGGGGCCCAAGAUUGGGCCUGUGAUUGCGCGAGACGACAAGCUCAUUGAUGUGCUCAAGGGCAUAAUAAACGGUACUGGCAGGACCGGCGACGGAAACUCGUACCCCAAGGACGUGCAGGUGCAGGCCCAGGGCAUGGCGUUGGAGUGGAAAUCCGAGUUGUCGGACUUGGAAGGCUACAAGUACUUUGCCGUGCUCUGGAAGCAGAUCCCCAAGUACAAAAAAGCCCACUCCAGAACAUCGUCCAGGCACGUCGAGCCCAGAGAGGAAACCAACGUGUUCGACUCCGAACUUGACAACGCCCCUCGUGUCUCGUCGCGGCCCACCUCGCCCCCACCGCCCUCGCCUCGCCUCCAGUCUCCCAAAGCAGCCCCUCCACGCCCCACACCCUCCUUCAACAGCUCCAGAGAGUCCAGGAGACGCAAGUCCAAGUCGAAGCGCUCCAAGCGCAAAGGCACCAGAUACGCCGAUGACGAGUACAAGAUCCCUCAAAUCAACUACUCGGUGGAGGCCCCCAAAAUCAGAAGUCUCAUCGCCAACACCCAUACCAAUUGCACGGCGUUGGGCAACCUCUUGCUUCAACUCCCACAAGGAGAAUCGCCUUUAGAGGACAAGAAGUGCACCGAGGUGUUCGAGAAGUGCAGAUCAAACAGGAGAAAGGUGUUGCGCUACUUACAAUACGUCGGUGCAGGCGGAAGCGACAAGCCGGCCCUGGUUGUCGCCAUGGAUGAAGAGUUCUUGGGUAGUCUUAUCACUGCAAACGAGCAGCUCGUGGAGGUGUUCAAGAAAUUCGACUUCCAAUGUGGUUACACAGACACCAACCCUGCUCCUACCUAUGAUGAUGAAGAAGACAGCGAUGAAAGUUACUACACCGAGUCGAGUGAAGGCGAAGAGGAGGACGAUGAUGUCCAGUCUGCUGCCCAUAGAUUACAUGAAGUCACUGUGGGUUCAUCAAGCUCGGCUGGCAAAAAAGUCCCACCACCCAGACCAAGCAAGCCUUCCCAAUUAGCAUUCACCAGACCGACCCUUUCUAAGACAGACACCAAUGCUAGCACUGCUAGCGACCCUUUUGGAGAUAGUAAGGGGGUAUCUAAAUCCGUUUACGACUAA